GACUUUUUUUUUUUUUUUUUUUUUUUUAAAGCUCAGAAAGAAAGACACUCUUACUCAGCAUUAUCCUGAGGUCCUACCUAAACCAAUAAGACAAGAAAAAUAAAUUGAGUGUAAGAGUUGGAAAGGAAGAGACCAAAUUGCCUUUUCCUGCACUGCAUAAAAUGACCUGUAUUCAAAGAGAGAAAGAGAAAAUGAAAAAGAGGGAAGAAAAGGAGGUAGGGAUUGAGGGAGGAGAGAGAAACUAUUGGAGUUUAUCUACAGAGUCAGCAGUUCAGUAGUUACUGGAAAAUAACAGCAACAUACAAAAGACAACAGCAUUCUAAUUCAUCUACAGUAAUGAACUGGAAAAAGAAAAGGGAAAGUAUCCACAUUAAUUCCCACCAUAAACAUACAAAACUCUAAGGUAGCAAGACUUGAUAGUUUACUCCUUUCUGCUCCCGGACGCCGCCAAGUAAGCAUCGUUACAUUCUCCUCCCCACUACCAUCAUGUCUAAAUCAGAGUCUCCCAAAGAGCCCGAACAGUUGCGGAAGGUCUUCCUCGGAGGUUUGAGCUUUGAAACAACCGAUGAGAGACUGAGGAGCCAUUCUGAGCAAUGGGGAACGCUCACAGACUGUGUGGUAAGGAGGGACCCAAACACCAAGCGCUCCAGAGGCUUCAGGUUUGUCACGUACACCACUGUGGAGGAGGUGGACACAGCCAUGAAUACAAGGCCACACAAGGUGGAUGGAAGAGUUGUGGAACCAAGGAGGGCUGUCUCAAGAGAAGAUUCUCAAAGACCUGGUGCCCACUUAACUGUGAAAAAGAUUUUUGUUGGUGGCAUUAAAGAAGACACUGAAGAACAUCAUCUAAGAGAGUAUUUUGAACAGUAUGGGAAAAUUGAAGUGAUUGGAAUCAUGACUGACCAAGGCAGUGGCAAAAAAAAAAGAGGUUUUGCUUUUGUAACCUUCAAUAACCAUGACUCUGUGACUGUCAUCCAGAAAUACCACACUGUGAAUGGCCACAACUAUGAAGUGAGGAAAGCUCUAUCCAAGAAAGAGAUGUCUAAUGCUUCAUCCAGCCAAAGAGGUCGAAGUGGUUCUGGAAACUUUGGUGGUGGUCGUGGAGGUGGUUUUGGUGGAAAUGACAGCUUUGGUCGUGGGGAAAACUUCAGUGGUCAAGGUGGCUUUGGUGGUAGUCGUGGUGGUGGUGGAUAUUCUGGCAGUGGGGAUGGCUCUAAUGGAUUUGGUAAUGAUGGAAGCAAUGCUGGAGGUGGUGGAAGCUACGAUGAUUUUGGCAAUUACAACAGUCAAUCUUCAAAUUCUGGACCCACGAAAGUAGGAAAUUUUGGAGGAAGAAGUUCUGGCCCCUGAGGUGGUGGAGGCCAAUACUUUGCCAAACCAUGAAACCAAGGUGGCUAUGGCAGUUCCAGCAGCUGCAGUAGCUAUGGCAGUGGGAGAAGGUUUUAAUUAUUACUGCCAGGAAAGAAAGCUUAGCAGGAGAGGAGAACCAGAGAAGUGACAGGGAAGCUACAGGUUACAAGAGAUUUAUGAAUUCAGCCAAGCACAGUGGUGGCAGGGCCUAGCUACUACAAAGAAGACAUGUUUUAGAAAAUACUCAUGUGUAUGCAAAAAAACUCGAGGUCUGUAUUUGUGAAUAAUUGUAUAACAGGUUAUUUUAGUUUCUGUUCUGUGGAAAGUGUAAAGCAUUCCAACAAAGGGUCUUAAUGUAAAAAUUUUUUUUUCACCUAUGCUGUUGAUUGCUAAAUGUAAUAGUCUGAUCAUGACGCUGAAUAAAUGUGCCUUU
This is a messenger RNA of Sus scrofa (pig), 1783 nucleotides long. NCBI's taxonomy places the organism in Eukaryota, Metazoa, Chordata, Mammalia, Artiodactyla, Suidae. The record is from RefSeq and is a predicted model, not a curated record.